Messenger RNA from Sycon ciliatum, 4804 nucleotides. Its product is annotated as transportin-1-like. Lineage: Eukaryota; Metazoa; Porifera; Calcarea; Leucosolenida; Sycettidae. The record is from RefSeq and is a predicted model, not a curated record. Gene Ontology annotation, biological process: protein import into nucleus. The coding region runs from base 104 to 2809 and encodes 901 amino acids. Gene Ontology annotation, cellular component: nucleus; cytoplasm. Gene Ontology annotation, molecular function: nuclear import signal receptor activity; small GTPase binding. The transcript is spliced from 26 exons.
AUAACCUGAAAUCGGGCACGAAAGGUACUACGAAGAAGUGGUGCUUUUUUGAUGUUGGUUUUUGUUGGAGGUUGUGCCAGUCUUGGUCAGCUGAGCAGCAGCCAUGGCUUGGCAACCCGAGGAAGGGGCCCUUGUUCAGAUAAUGCAACUUCUGAGGGAAAGCCAGUCGCCCAAUACUGAAGUGCAGAGAGCAAUUCACGAGAAAUUGAAAAGUCUGAACCAGUAUCCCGACUUCAACAAUUAUCUUAUGUACAUUCUGGCAAAGUUGCCAGAGGAAGCCGUGGCCACGCGCGCAUUAGCUGGUCUCAUCCUUAAAAAUAACAUCAAGCAGUACUAUGGAGACCUUCCAGAAGAAGUCAAGCAUUAUGCACGGGUCUGCUGUUUGGAGUCUCUUGGUGACGCUGCUCCUCUGGUGCGCACCACGGUUGGUAUCCUUCUUUCCACGAUCGUGAAGAAGAUGACUGAGGAUGGGGAAUUGGCGCAGCCGGAGAUGCUUGCUGCACUUAUGUCAUGCCUUGACAGCCCUGAUUAUAAUGUCUGCGAGGGAGCGUUUGGAGCCUUGAGAAAAAUCUGCGAGGACUUGUCAGAUGAGCUGAACAGUGACGUGGUGAACCGGCCGCUGAAUGUUCUUAUUCCCAAGUUCUUGUGCUUCUUCAAGCACUCUGUUCCCCGAAUUCGAUCACAUGCCAUUGCAUGUGUGAAUCACUUUGUUCACAUUCGCAGUCAGGCGCUCAUGGUACACAUGGACACGUUCAUCAAGGAGUUAUUCCAGCUCGCCGGUGACAAAGACAACGAAGUCCGGAUGAAUGUUUGCCGUGCGCUAGUUAUGCUCCUUGACGUACGGUUCGAUCGGCUUGCCCCGCACAUGACCGACAUUCUCGAGUACAUGCUUUUGCGGACACAAGAUGAGAACGAAGAAGUAGCGAAAGAAGCUUGCGAGUUCUGGCUGACCCUCGCAGAGAUGGCAGUGUGUCCUGAAGUUCUUCCCAAUCAUUUGGACCGUCUCAUCCCAGUCCUCGCAUCGCGUAUGCGGUACUCAGAUAUGGAACUCAUUACCCUCAAGGCAGAUGAAGAUGACCAGGCAGUGCCAGAUCGAGAAGAAGACAUUGCCCCGCGUUUUCACCGAUCUCGAACGUAUGGAGGCAACCACAGUGCACAGGCAAAGCAUGGCGAAGAAGAAGGCCAGGAAGACGAGGAUGAGGAUGAUGCAGAUGAUGAGGAAGAUGGCUGGCCUGACCAGACCGUCACUAUCUGGACGUUACGAAAAUGCUCGGCGGCGGCAUUGGACCUGCUGGCCAACGUAUUCAAGGAGAAAUUACUGGCGUUUGUGCUUCCGAUCCUCAAAUACACGCUGUUCAGCGCCGAUUGGCUGUACAAGGAGUCGGGCAUUCUUAUUCUUGGUGCCAUUGCAGAAGGUUGUGCGCAAGGAAUGCAGCCGCAUCUUCCCAGCCUCAUUCCGUACCUCAUUCAGUGUCUAUCUGAACAGCGCGCAUUAGUCAGAUCGAUCACAUGCUGGACGUUGAGUCGGUACUCCCACUGGAUACUGGAGCAGCGACACGAAGAAUACUUGCAGCCACUCAUGCAAGGCCUUUUGGAAAGAAUCCUCGACAGCAACAAGAAAGUUCAGGAAGCAGCAUGCAGUGCAUUUGCACAGGUGGAAGAGGAGGCCUGCACAGAGCUCGUGCCGUACCUUGUGCCCAUCCUGCAGACGCUAGUUCAUGCUUUUGGAAAGUAUCAGCACAAAAACCUGCUCAUUCUGUAUGACGCAGUGGGCACGUUGGCCGACUCUGUGGGCAAUCAUCUCAACAAAGAUGAGUACAUCCAGCUGCUGAUGCCACCGCUCAUCGAGAAGUGGAACACGCUGAAGGACGACGACAGAGAUCUCUUCCCGCUCCUCGAGUGCUUGUCGUCCUUGGCCACUGCGCUUCAGCUGGGAUUCUUGCCGUAUGCUGAGCCUAUUUUCAAGCGCUGUGUCAACCUGAUCGAGAAGACGCUUGCUCAAGCCAUGGCUGCGCAGACGAGUCCAGAGCAAUACGAGGUUCCGGACAAAGACUUCAUGAUUGUCGCUUUGGAUGUGCUGAGCGGUCUAGCUGAAGGCAUCGAGUCACAAAUCAGCCCGCUCAUUGCCAGUAGCAAUGUGCUGGAUCUGGUUUACCAGUGCAUGCAGGACCGGAUGCCCGAAGUCCGGCAAAGCUCUUUUGCUUUGCUAGGUGACCUCACGAAAGCUUGCUUUGAACACGUGGAGCCUUCUAUAGGUGUGUUCAUCCCUAUCCUUGGUUCUAAUCUCAUUCCCGAAUACAUCUCCGUGUGUAAUAAUGCGAUCUGGGCCAUUGGAGAGAUUGCUGUUAAGAUGGGUGCUGGUAUGGAGCCGUAUAUUGCCCUGAUUCUGGACCAGCUGAUCAACAUCAUGAACAGGAUCAAUGCACCCAAAACUCUCUUGGAAAACACAGCCAUCACCAUUGGUCGUCUCGGUAUGGCAUGUGCCACAACUGUUGCGCCGCACCUGGCACGCUUCAUCCGACCAUGGUGCACAUCACUACGGAAUAUCCGCGACAACGCUGAGAAGGAAUCUGCGUUCGUGGGUAUCUGUCUGGUAAUCAAUUCCAAUCCCGUGGGCAUUGCUCAGAAUUUCGUGUUCUUCUGUGACGCAGUGGCCUCAUGGACAUCACCGCCACUUGCACUGCAAGAGAUGUUCCAAAGGAUCCUCCACGGUUUCAAGAAUGAAAUUGGUGAAGCUGAGUGGGUCAUGGUAUCCAGUCAAUUCCCAACGCUGCUGCUCGACCGUCUUAAUGCCGUCUACGGCCUCUAAGUUCCAUUAUUUUUCUAGUUAGGAAUAUAGACAGUUAGUUGCAUCCGUUGGAGCAUCAUCAUCAUCAUCCUCAUCCUCAUCUGUUUUUUCACACUACAAGGAGCAUGGGAAUGCAUGAAUACACCGUCUGUCCGUCUGCUAUCACACAAUCCGGCGAUAUGCUGCUGGCCUUAGGCUUGCUGCUGAUGCUGUUCUCCGGACUCCAAGUUGUUAGUAUAUCGCCACUGCCACCAUAGCUGGAGGCUACUGACAUGCACCGUGGUGGUGGUGGUAGUGACACUGGAAGUUGGCACGUAGCUUUGCCAUCCCUCUGCCUUACUCUACGAUUUCUCUACGCGCUGCACCAGACAUUGCGCAGGAGCUCUGCUGUGGACAAUGGUUGCAGGGGUUGGUUAUCGUGGUCGCUAUAGUUGUGGCCCUAGCCUGGUACUACCCACAAGAGAACUUUCUUAGUUCAGCAUUUGUGUCACCUGGUGGUCAUGAUCAAUGGCGUUUACCUUAUCCAGGAUUUUGUUCGUAUCAACCACCACCGCCGCCAGCAGCACCAGCAACACUAAGUUCUUGAUGGUACAGUUGUAGUAGUGCAAGUGCAACAUGAUAAGACACUUUCUGUAUCUAUCCAUGUUAUUGUGUGCGGCCGCUGCUGCUCCUCCUCAAGUCAAGUCUAGCCCAAGCGAAGUGAACAAACGUUGCUAGAUCCAAGCUGCCCUUUAGUCACAACAUGGCACGCGAGGUCGUGACGGCUGAAAUUGAUUUGAGCUUGAAUGACGUUUUCCUCAUUUCUUUUUGCCUCCCAUUAGCAGUGGUGAGUAGUGGCAGUACCUGCUUUGCUUUGCUUUGCUUUGCUUUGCUUUGUUGUAAGUGCGUAUGGUAUCAUCCUUGGCAGCUCCUUGUGCCAUCUGGUAACGUUGGCUAGAUCUUCUCCUCUCUCCCAUCAUGUAUGAUUGUAUACACGCAGGCAACCAUUCUUGGUCUCUAUCUCUAUCUCUUGUUUGUCCCAGUCGCUGUCCUUGCUUUUGUCCUCUAUCUCUAUGAUAGUCUACUAAACACACCAAUACACUCGCAUAUCCACAGCAACCGUAGUAGCAGCAGCAUUUAUACUCUAGCUGUUGCCGCUUGCAAUGAUUUCAUUCUCUCUUAUUAUGUUUAUUUCUUUAUCAGUUCAGUAUGUUUCUCUCUUAUUUCUUCUGUUUGUUUUUGAUUGUUUUUGAGAAGCCUGCGAUGUAGAGAGCUGAGGGGUUAGACAGGAAUAGCCUUGCAGAAAUAUUGCGUAUCUGGUGGAUUCAUUUUUGAUUAUUCAAGUUUAGGUUUUACAGUCUUUUUUUCUUUUCUCUUAUUCUUCGGUCCUGUGUAGGCCAUCGAAAUCAAAAUACAACCCCCAUGUAACCCCUCCGUAUUUUAUUUUAUAAUUUCGCAGUUUUUAUUUAUUUUUGCUUUUAUCAAGCUGGUCUAUGCUUUCCUUCCCUCUCCUGAAGUCUGGUUAUGAUUUUGUUGCCGUUGGUGCGUCGCACUAAGGGUAGCAUCUCCUCUGUGACUUUUACUAGUUGCUUGCUUCAACGUUGCCCUGUAGUUGCAGUAAUGUUCUAUGUUUCUGCGUAGAGUCUUUCCUUUCCUGUCCGUCUUGUCAACUUUUUGACUUUGGUGCUGUUUGUGGUGCAGUUGCUCAUGCAGAAAAGCCACUUGCUUACUUGCACACGCGCACAUGUGCUGCCAUUCAACUUGGCCAGUUGAACAUUAUGCUCCACAGUGCCAGUGCUCCGUGCUAUACUGUAUCGGUGCUCUGCUUUUGUAACUUGCAUCAGUGGUAUGUUGGCAGUGCACUUUUUUUCUUUGCUGCAAUCUUGUUCUUCUUGAUUCGUUGCCUGACUAGGCAUCAUUGGUUAUAGUUGAUUUAACAAUUGCACUCGUGACAACUUCGGUCUCAAUCUAGUUGUCUCUAUGUCUUCCUCUUCUGUGGUGAUGAGUACGAUGCUUUGAAUACAAUUACGAAACCAA